AUGAGAAGAAACAGAAACACAUCACUGGACACUGUGGUGACAGAUUUCAUUCUCCUGGGCUUGGCUCACCCCCCAAAUCUGAGGACCUUCCUCUUCCUGGUCUUCUUCCUUAUCUACAUCCUCACACAACUGGGGAAUCUGCUCAUUCUGCUCACUGUGUGGGCUGACCCCAAGCUGCAUGCCCACCCCAUGUACAUUCUUCUGGGUGUGCUCUCUUUCCUAGACAUGUGGCUCUCCUCAGUCAUUGUUCCUCGAAUUAUAGUAAACUUCACUCCCGCCAGCAAGGCUAUCCCAUUUGGUGGCUGUGUAGCUCAACUCUAUUUCUUCCACUUCCUAGGCAGCACUCAGUGCUUCCUCUACACACUGAUGGCCUAUGACAGGUACCUGGCAAUAUGCCAGCCUCUGCGCUACCCAGUGCUCAUGAAUGGAAGACUAUGCACAACCUUAGUGGCUGGAGCUUGGGUGGCAGGCUCCAUCCAUGGGUCUAUUCAAGCCACUCUGACCUUCCGAUUGCCCUACUGUGGACCCAACCAAAUAGAUUAUUUCAUCUGUGACAUUCCUGCAGUGUUGAGACUGGCCUGUGCUGACACAACAAUCAAUGAACUUGUGACCUUUGUGGACAUUGGGGUAGUGGCUGCCAGUUGCUUCAUGCUGAUUCUGCUCUCCUAUGCCAACAUAGUCCAUGCCAUCCUGAAGAUACGCACUGCUGAUGGGAGGAGGCGUGCCUUCUCCACCUGUGGCUCCCAUCUCACCGUGGUCACAGUCUACUAUGUCCCCUGCAUUUUCAUCUACCUUCGGGCAGGAUCCAAGAGCCCCUUGGAUGGAGCAGUUGCUGUGUUUUACACUGUUGUCACCCCAUUACUCAAUCCCCUCAUCUACACCCUGAGGAACCAGGAAGUGAAGUCUGCCCUGAAGAGGCUUAGAGCAGGUAGAGGGAGUGUGGAUGGAGAGAAAAAGUAG
Psammomys obesus (fat sand rat) is the source of this 960-nucleotide messenger RNA. Its product is annotated as olfactory receptor 10G2. Gene Ontology annotation, cellular component: membrane. Gene Ontology annotation, biological process: G protein-coupled receptor signaling pathway. Bases 1 to 960 code for a protein of 319 amino acids. Gene Ontology annotation, molecular function: G protein-coupled receptor activity; olfactory receptor activity. The transcript has a single exon. The record is from RefSeq and is a predicted model, not a curated record. NCBI's taxonomy places the organism in Eukaryota, Metazoa, Chordata, Mammalia, Rodentia, Muridae.